GUUGGCUUAGUGGAGACAGCCAAUGAAGUAGACCCAUACAAGAUUCUUGGAGUGACCAAAAGUGCAAGCCAAACUGAAAUCAAAAAAGUGUACAAGCGCCUAGCUAGGGAAUGGUAAGAACAUUACUUACCCUUUCUGUUCUGGGUGUCAGGACUCAGUGGAUAUAUUUAGCACUAGACUAUUGACUGUUUACAAAAAUGAAUGGCCCAUUGAUGCAUUGUCUUUCCUUUAUUUCUGUAAGGCAUCCUGAUAAAAACAAAAAUGAAGGCGCUGAAGAUAUGUUCAUCAAGAUUACCAAAUCUUAUGAGGUAAGAGUGUAUCCAAUAUUCGCCAGCAUAAAAACUUCAGCAUCCUAUUGUUACUUUCUUUUUACUUUAGUUUAUUUAGUAAAUAUGUUCUUAACUCUUAUUUUUCUUAACUGUAUUGUUGGUUAAAGGCUUGUAAAUAAGCAUUUCACAGUAAGGUCUACACCUGUUGUAUUCGGCGCAUGUGACAAAUGAAAUUUGAUUUGAAAUGCAUUAUUCAGAAGGGAAUGCUCCACCCUCUGGUAACAAUAUCCAUGUGCUUUCUACCCAAACUUUUAAGAUCUUAUCCAACGAGGAGAAAAGGGCCAACUAUGACCGGUAUGGACAGACUGAUGACACCCAGCCGUAUGGUCAUGGUCACUACGGUCAUGGUCACGACCAAUUCUACUUUGACGAGUCCUUCUUCCACUUCCCCUUCAGCAACAAGGGCAGCCAGGAGUUUGCUGACAGCAAGUACGCUCUGCACUUCAACCAGUAUGUGAAUGACGUGGUGCCUGACAGCUUCAAGAGACCGUACCUGAUCAAAAUCACCUCUGACUGGUGCUUCAGCUGCAUCCACAUUGAGCCGGUCUGGAAAGAGGUUGUGCUGGAGCUGGAGGCCUUGGGUAGGAAAUGAUGAAAUGCAUUACACAAAUGAAAGUUAGUCAACAACUUCACCGUCCACAUGACAUAAUAUUACGUUCUAGUAAUUUAGCAGACGCUCUUAUCCAGAGCGACAAAAUAACCAUAGUGAGUCUUUGUAUGGCUGAUUAUGUGUACAACUGGUGUGUUAGGUGUGGGGAUUGGUGUGGUGGACGUUGGUUAUGAGAGACGUCUGGCAAAUCACCUCGGAGCUCACCGCACCCCGUCCAUACUCGGGGUCAUCAACGGGAAAGUGACCUUCUUCCACUACGCUGUGGUGAAGGAGCACCUGAGGCAGUUUGUGGAGGACCUGCUCCCUCAGAGACUGGUUGAGAAGGUAAACAACACAACAGCAACAACAUGAUUUGGCACAUUCAUUUUUUGUCUCUUUUUCUGACUCACCAUUGUUGGCAUCUCAGCAUUUUUUUUUUUUUUGUGUGUUUCAGGUUACAGACAGGAACGACCUUCAAUUCCUGAACAGCUGGCAUGAGCAGAACAAGCCGCACGUGCUUCUGUUUGACCAAGUGCCUGUAGUCCCGCUCUUGUACAAGGUAAGCCAUUGUCUAGACUAGUCAGUCUGGCAUCAGUUUAAACCAGCACUGAGAGAGCUGGUCUGACUAACACUUAUUUACUUCCUCCUGGAGCAUAGGUAAUCCACAACUGCUUUCUAAUACUUGCUUACUGUUUUUUUUCUCAUCUUCCGUAGCUGACUGCGUUCACCUAUAAGGAUUAUGUUCAGUUUGGGUACGUGGACCAGGGUCUCUCAGAGACUGCCAACCUACUGAAACAGUUCAACAUUAACACCUACGCCCCCACCAUGCUGGUCUUUAAGGAGAGUACAGACAAGCCUGCAGACAUUAUACAGGUAGGUACUAGACAGUUAACUAGACUUGACUACUAUUCCACCAGACAGUUUGAUUGAAUAGUUAAAUAGCAUUUGAAUACCCAAGUAGUAUCUGGGGUGUCUGUAUUACUGAUGUAUUAUCGAUUAUAUUUAGAGAUGCUAUUUUUGUUUAGGUGACAACUGUUAAUUGAGCCGAUUAGAUACACGGCAUUUCAUUAAUAUCUCCAUGUGGUUGUUCUCCUCUUCUAGGCUAAAGGGAUGAAAAAACAAAUAAUUGAUGAAUUCAUAUUGAACAACAAGUUUCUCCUCGUCCCUCGACUGGUGAACCAGAAACUGUUUGAUGAGCUUUGUCCUGUGAAGCAGUUCCACCGACGCAGGAAGUAAGAUACUGAAGCCUUUUGUUUCCUUUUGUGAACAUACAAUUUAUUUGUGAACAUACCAUUUCUGAACAGCCAGGUGAUAUGAUUGAUUAUUUUAAAAUUAUUUUACUUCUAUAAUUGAGGUAUACACAUUUGCGUGUCACUGUAGAAAAUUCUGGACACUCUAAAGGUUUUAGUGCUGGAGUACGAACGCUAAUGUCCCCAAACAUCUGUCUUCCAGGUACUGUGUCCUGCUUAUCACUGGUGAUGAGGAGUCCCAUACUAUAGGAAACCAGGCCUUCCUCUCAUUUGCCUCAACCAACACUAAGGAGGUGGUGAGAUUUGCCUAUGUCUACCAAAGACUGCAACAACCACUUUGUGAUACUCUGCUGAAGACCAAGGACAGUACACCACCACCACAGGUACAAUUGGAUAAAAGCGUCAGCUAAAUGGCAUAUUAUUAUUAUUAUUAUUAUUAAUUAUGCCAUGUUAAUUAUUAACUUUGUUAAUGUGCUCUCCUUGGAUGUUUUGGAGAGCUUCUGGUAGAAGUGUCUGUAUAAUGAGCUACAAACACCUCUCUGUAUUAUACUUUAUGAAAAUGUAAAAACACCUUUCCCCAAAACUAUAAGCUCAUGUGGAAGUGUGUGCCUGCAGGUGUUCAUCCUGGAGCGUCGUAACGCAGCAGGGAAGGUCCUGUACAAGGAGGUGGCGGGCGGUUGGAAUGGAACCGAUAAGAAUAAACAAGGUCUGUUGGAUGAGCUGGAGAGGCUGCAGAAAGACCCAUCCAUCCUCAACUACGACGCCAUGCUGCCGGAGCUCAACAAUGAGUUUGCCUCUGUGAGUUGUGUUCCUCACUACUGAAAAGUACUGUAUCUAAAAGAAGAGGGCUGCCCUACUUUAUCAUCUCUGAAGGACAAAGAUAAUGAUGUGGUAAUUAGUACUGUGUCCAGAAAUAAUAUACUUGUUGGAAUGUUAUUUUUGUAGGAUUCCAAACCUGCAAUGGUUUUUCAUUUUUAUGAUAGGUAAUACAGUAUAAUCAUGUAUGUUAAGUGUGUUGUUCACCAGUUAAUGACUAGGCAGUAAAUGUUGUUUUAAAUUCCAGAUGUUUCUCAUUCGAUGGAUCUAUACAGCUUAUGAUUACCUCACUGAAAUCAUUGAUGAUAUUCUUCACAAUAAUUGGUAAGUUAACAUCUAGAAUAGGAGUGAGGUAACAACAUACGGAGAUGUGGACAUAAUAAAUGGCUCAUGCCAAUUCAGCUGAUUUGUAAAAAUAAUGAUUGUUCUUCAGUUGUUUACUUGAUGUUGUAGUCAAUAACUGCUAAUAACAGUGUUAUAAUCAAGAUUAGUGUUAACACAGUUUGUCAUUAGCCGCCCUUGUAUUUAGAUAUGUCUGUAAUAUGUUUCUGCAGGCGUGAGAUGAUGCCCCUCCUGUCGUUGAUAUUCUCUGCCUUAUUCAUCCUGUUUGGAACUGUAGUGGUUCAGGCUUUCAGGUAAGAUGGAUAACCAGUGAUUCUGCGACUCAAACGUAUUACCUUGGGGGAAACUGCUUGUUCAGACUUAUCGUUCUGCUUUGUGUGAUUUCAGUGACUCUAGUGAAGACGGCAAAUCCAAACCGAAGGCAAAAGACGGAACUAAGGCAGAAAAUGGAUCACCGGGUAGCAGCAGCACCUCAAGGCAAGACAUUUUAACAUUUACAUUUACAUUUAAGUCAUUUAGCAGACGCUCUUAUCCAGAGCGACUUACAGUUAGUGAAUACAUAUUUUUUUAUGCUGGCCCCCCAUGGGAAUCGAACCCACAACCCUGGCGUUGCAAACGCCAUGCUCUAUCAACUGAGCUACAUCCCUGCCGGCCAUUCCCUCCCCUACCCUGGACAACGCUGGGCCAAUUGUGCGCCGCCCAUGAGUCUCCCGGUCGCGGCCGGCUGCGACAGAGCCUGGAUUCGAACCAGGAUCUCUAGUGGCACAGUUAGCACUGCGAUGCAGUGCCUUAGACCACUGCGCCACUCAGGAGUACAAGCUUCAGUGAAAAGAUUCAAGCGGUGACUUAAAUACUGUUUUGUUUUAACUAUCUGACAUAUUUGAGGGAUUAUAUUUAGCUUUUCAGUGAUGUCAAUGCAAUAAAUAAAAUUGAGUGGUUCUAUGCUUAUCAUGUUUUUAUCAUUUAUAGUCGCCCACCGAAGAAGAACUUUGUGGAGGUGACGGAGCUGACCGACAUCACCUACACCAGUAACCUGGUGAAGCUGAGACCAGGCCACAUGAACGUGGUGCUGGUGCUCACUGACGCCUCCAAGAACGUCCUGCUCAGCAAGUUCGCCAAAGAGGUCUACUCUUUCACCGGGUGAGUGCAUGAUCCCACAUGGUCUGGUGUUUGAGCUGCAAUGCACGUAGUAGUUAUAUCAUAUAACUGUAUAUAAAAUAACAUUUUACUAUAUGAUUAAGCAAUAAGGCCUGAGGGGAUGUGGAUAUGGCCAAUAUACCACGGCUAAAAGCCAUUGCGGAGCCUCAAGGCAUGCAGAGGCCAAAUUGAGCACCGUACCGCAUCGCCGUGCGCAUCCCAAAUGUUGUAACAAUGUGUAGGGCACCGUAUAGCUCCGUGUUGACAUGAUUGGUUGACGGUAGGUGGGGGCGGGAGGUCCUGUAUAAACACAAACUCACUUCCUUGACAACUGCCUUCACAAGAGCUCUGUGAAGCGCAAGAAGUAUGAAUGCCCUGACUUGUGCAGAGGCAGUAUCGCAGUAACCAACAUAUCAUAUCCUUUGUUUUUGCCCCUAGGAGCCUGACGCUCCACUUUUCCUUCUUGAACGUGGACAAGCACAGUGCAUGGAUGGAGACGCUGCUGGAGUUCGCCCAGGAUGCCAUGCAGAUAGACGCCGACGAGGACGAUGGCGCCCGCCACAAGAUAGACUACACGGGCUACGUCCUGGCGCUCAACGGCCAUAAGAAGUAUCUCUGCCUCUUCAGGCCUGUCUACACCGGGGAGGAAGGGGGGUCCUCCGAGGAGGAAGGACCCAGGGGUGCCACUGGGGGAGGGAGAAAGUCUAGGUCUGGGUCCAGAGAGGACAACCCACCACGCAGGUCUACACCCAGGUCCCGCUCCACUGCCACACUGCAGAUCCACCACAAACUGGACCGCCUGGGGCUGUGGAUGGAGAGGCUGAUAGAGGGAACCCUUCCCAGGUACUACAUCCCUGGCUGGCCUGGCCUGGACAAGAUCACCGCCCCCAAAUAG
Messenger RNA from Coregonus sp. 'balchen', 5358 nucleotides. The record is from the annotation of a GenBank genome assembly. Lineage: Eukaryota; Metazoa; Chordata; Actinopteri; Salmoniformes; Salmonidae.